UCAACACAACCAUUUGCUUACUCAUAUCUUUACUACUUCAAUACAAUCUAACUAAAAGUACUGAGUUUUCUUCUCAAAAAAGGAAAGUACUAAGUUUGAUAAGAAGAAUAUCUUUUUUUUCCCGUUAAAAAAAAAAAAAAAGAAUAUCUGUUUUUUUUUUUUUAAUUUAUUUAUUUUUUUAUAUAUCAAAAAGAGUGCCUUUUUUUUAGUGUACUCCAUUGCUAUAAAUUAAGCACUUUUGAGAUUUAGCUUUAUGAGUCUUAUAAGACAUUCAUCGGCCCCACAAUAUCUAACGCAGUCUGAUAUUGGGUCCAUGAAUUUAGAGAGUGGUAGUGCUAGCAUGGUGAACUUGUCAGAAGACGAAAUCAUGUUGGCUUCUAGGAAUCCUAAGAAACGAGAUGGGAGAAAGAAGUUCAAAGAGACAAGACACCCAGUAUAUCGUGGAGUUAGGAGGAAGAACUCACAGAAAUGGGUUUGUGAAGUGCGUGAGCCAAAUAAGAAGUCUAGAAUUUGGCUUGGGACUUUUCCCACUGCAGAAAUGGCAGCACGUGCACAUGAUGUGGCUGCCAUUGCACUUCGCGGCCGAUCCGCAUGCCUCAAUUUCGCUGACUCGACAUGGCGACUGCCAGUUCCAGUGUCAACAGUGGCGAAGGAUAUUCAACGGGCAGCAGCGGAGGCGGCUGAAUUAUUUCGACCUGCAGAGUUGGAUGGGGAUUCUAGGGAUGAAUUGAGUCAAGAGUUAGAAAAUGCAACAACGACAACAAUGGCAACAACAUCAGAGGUGGUUGAGACGAAGGUGGAAGAUGUGUUUUUUAUGGAUGAUGAGGCAGUUUUUGACAUGCCAGGGUUGUUGACAGAUAUGGCAGAAGGGAUGUUGUUGUCUCCACCUCAUUGUUACAAUGAAAAUGACACGGAAACUAAUAGUAACAUGGCAUUAUGGAGUUACUCAAUUUGAUUGAAAUAUUAAUAAUUUAUAGCUUAAUAAUAUUGAGCUUAAUUUAGUGCCUUCUCAAAAAGAAAAGAAAAAGAGAAGAAGCUUAAUUUAGCAUAUAAAAUGGUUGCUUAUUAGGAAUAGAAUUUUUGUUUUCUAUGCUUAUUGUUUUUGAUUAAGUGUGGUGUUAUAGGGAGGGGGGAAGUACUGCAAGGGAAAAUCAUACUUUGGGCAAAUGCCAUGCACGAGUAUGACUAGUGUUGGUAGGGUCAUCGUGUCCCAGACAGUAUGAUUAGUGUUGAAUUAUAUUCCGUUUUCCAUAAUGUAUGGUAUAAGGUAUAUUUUUGCAAAAUAAGUUUGUACUUUAA
Molecule: messenger RNA, 1299 nt
Organism: Quercus lobata
Lineage: Eukaryota; Viridiplantae; Streptophyta; Magnoliopsida; Fagales; Fagaceae
Product: dehydration-responsive element-binding protein 1A-like
Exons: 1
Coding region: 254-955 (233 amino acids)
Biological process (GO): regulation of DNA-templated transcription
Molecular function (GO): DNA-binding transcription factor activity; DNA binding
Source: RefSeq, a predicted model, not a curated record